This is a messenger RNA of Penaeus indicus, 498 nucleotides long. RefSeq lists its product as uncharacterized. The coding region runs from base 42 to 356 and encodes 104 amino acids. The transcript has 3 exons. Lineage: Eukaryota; Metazoa; Arthropoda; Malacostraca; Decapoda; Penaeidae. The record is from RefSeq and is a predicted model, not a curated record.
UUCCCUUCGAGAGUCUUGUCUGCUCUGUCUUCUCUGCCAUCAUGAAGGUUAUGCUCCUGGUCCUCCUUGGCCUGGCCGCCCUCGCCGCCGCCCGCCCCGAUGAGAUCCUUGACUUCGAGGGCGACGACGCCGAGCACGACCAGGAGGGCGAGCCGGGCAAGGCCGUCACGGGAGAGUACAAGUGGGAGAGCCCCGAGGGCAUCGAGUUCGUGGUCAAGUACAUCGCCGACGACAAGGGCUUCCGCGUGCUGGAGUCCAACGCCGUGCCCUCCGCCGGCGGCGUCCGCGCUGACGGCGAGCAGGCCGACCUCGAGGGCGACGAGGACUACUCGGAGGAGGAGGAGGACGACAAGUAAACGGAAAUGAGAACCGAUUCGGCGACGCGUAAAGACGGAGCCGCGUAGAAGCGCCUCGGCCAACCCUCGCGCCAUUUCAUCUAAGUUAUCAAGCAUCUGCAUUCUUUAUCUUCCAUGCAACCCUUUUGUAAAUAAACUUUCG